Messenger RNA from Mustela erminea (ermine), 2741 nucleotides. RefSeq names its product retinoic acid receptor beta (gene RARB). The transcript is spliced from 12 exons. NCBI's taxonomy places the organism in Eukaryota, Metazoa, Chordata, Mammalia, Carnivora, Mustelidae. Gene Ontology annotation, biological process: regulation of transcription by RNA polymerase II; retinoic acid receptor signaling pathway; cellular response to corticotropin-releasing hormone stimulus. Gene Ontology annotation, cellular component: transcription regulator complex; nucleus. Gene Ontology annotation, molecular function: zinc ion binding; RNA polymerase II cis-regulatory region sequence-specific DNA binding; nuclear receptor activity. The record is from RefSeq and is a predicted model, not a curated record. Bases 584 to 1951 code for a protein of 455 amino acids.
GGCGGCGGCGGCGGCGGCAGGGGCUGAGGGCACAGCCAGCGGGCGGCGCGCCGCGGACUCCAAGACAGCCCGCGGAAAGAAUCCUGCCUAUUACCAUGAAGUGACCGUCACCCAUCCUUUUCACCUAGUAGAACUGAUCUCAGGAUCUACAGAGGAGAGGUGAAAUAGAGUAUUGCAGAGAUGAUGUGAUAUCCCCAGGGAGCCAUACCUGUUUCCUUCAAAGGCAGGAGUGCCUGUGCACCUUGGGCCAGUGGCGGAUCUCAUUGUUGCUAAUGAAGCCAUACGAGGACCUCUGCUGAGACCAGAAUUAGCAGCUCUGGACCUUUAAAGUGAUAGCAUUUCCCAGCCUUAAACUGAGCAGCUGAGCAAAAAACGCAUCCUUCCUGUAAUCAACACAGCAAAAUGAGAGGCGGAGAAACCAUGCUGAGAAGAAGCAAGGUCAUAUGUUGAACUGUUUUCCCUUUGGCCCAGAAGACAGCUCAGACUCAACACUGGCCCUGAGUUUACCUCCCUCACUUUGGCUCAAGACCUGAAGUGAUGUGCUUCCGCCCCAGAGCACCUUCCGUCGUGUGAGGCCCGAAACAUGACCACCAGUAGCCACGCAUGUCCUGUCCCCUCAGUGAAUGGACACAUGACUCACUACCCAGCCGCGCCCUACCCGUUACUCUUCCCACCAGUCAUCGGAGGACUUUCCCUGCCUCCCCUCCAUGGCCUGCAUGGCCACCCUCCUCCAAGUGGAUGCAGUACCCCAUCCCCUGCAACAAUUGAAACACAGAGCACCAGCUCUGAGGAACUGGUCCCGAGCCCUCCGUCUCCACUUCCUCCCCCCCGUGUGUACAAACCCUGCUUCGUCUGCCAGGACAAAUCAUCGGGGUACCACUAUGGAGUCAGCGCCUGUGAGGGCUGUAAGGGCUUUUUCCGCAGAAGUAUUCAGAAGAACAUGAUUUACACUUGUCACCGAGAUAAGAACUGUGUUAUUAACAAAGUCACCAGGAAUCGAUGCCAAUACUGUCGACUCCAGAAGUGCUUUGAAGUGGGAAUGUCCAAAGAAUCCGUCAGGAAUGACAGGAACAAGAAGAAGAAGGAGCCUUCGAAGCAGGAAUGUGCAGAAAGCUAUGAAAUGACGGCUGAGCUGGACGACCUCACAGAGAAGAUCCGCAAAGCCCACCAGGAAACCUUCCCCUCGCUCUGCCAGCUGGGUAAAUACACCACGAAUUCCAGUGCUGACCAUCGAGUCCGACUGGACCUGGGCCUCUGGGACAAGUUCAGUGAACUGGCCACCAAGUGCAUUAUUAAGAUUGUGGAGUUUGCUAAACGUCUGCCAGGCUUCACCGGCUUGACCAUUGCAGACCAGAUCACCCUGCUGAAGGCUGCCUGCCUGGACAUUCUGAUUCUUAGAAUUUGCACCAGGUAUACCCCAGAACAAGACACCAUGACAUUUUCAGAUGGCCUUACCCUAAAUCGAACUCAGAUGCACAAUGCUGGAUUUGGUCCUCUGACUGACCUUGUGUUCACCUUUGCCAACCAGCUCCUGCCUUUGGAAAUGGAUGACACAGAAACAGGCCUUCUCAGUGCCAUCUGCUUAAUCUGUGGAGACCGCCAGGACCUUGAGGAACCAACAAAAGUAGAUAAGCUACAAGAACCACUGCUGGAAGCACUAAAAAUUUAUAUCAGAAAGAGACGACCCAGCAAGCCUCACAUGUUUCCAAAGAUCUUAAUGAAAAUCACAGACCUCCGUAGCAUCAGUGCUAAAGGUGCAGAACGUGUAAUUACCUUGAAAAUGGAAAUUCCUGGAUCAAUGCCACCUCUCAUUCAGGAAAUGCUGGAGAAUUCUGAAGGACAUGAACCCUUGACCCCAAGUUCAAGUGGGAACCCCGUGGAGCACAGUCCCAGCACCUCACCCAGCUCAGUGGAAAACAGCGGUGUCAGUCAGUCACCACUGGUGCAAUAAGACACUUUCCAGCUACUUCAAACAUUCCCCAGUACCUUCAGUUCCAGGAUUUAAAAUGCAAGGAAAAAAAAACAUUUUUACUGCUGCUUAGUUUUUGGACUGAAAAUAUAUUAAAACUCAAGAAGGACCAAGAAGUUUUCAUAUGUAUCAAUAUAUACUCUUCACUGUCUAACUUACCUAGAAAUACAAACUUUUUCAAUUCUAAAAAUCAGCCAUUUCAUGCAACCAGAAACUAGUUAAAAGCUUCUAUUUUCCUCUUUGAACACUCAAGAUUGCAUGGCAAAGACCCAGUCAAAAUGAUUUACCCCGGUUAAGUUUCUGAAGACUUUGUACAUACAGAAGUAUGGCUCUGUUCUUUCUAUACUGUAUGUUUGGUGCUUUCCUAUUGCCUUGCAUACUCAGAAUAACCAAGACACCAAGGUUGUGAAACAGACUACUGUACGUGUCCAGCUAAGAAAGGCUCAAAAAAAUAACUGUCUUGCUUUCACAGAGCAAUCAGGACAUCAAGGUAAGGAAAGGGGACUGUUGUACAGUAUGACAAGAUAAAGCUAGAGAUAAUUCUAAUUUAGUUAGUAUGGAAGCUUGUCCUUGCUCUUUUUGACGCUCUCAAACUGCGUCUUCUAUUUCUUCUAUUUCAUGUUGCCCAGUAAAAAGAUACAAAUUCACUGCACUAGCAGAAGAGAAUUCUGUAUCAGUGUAACUGCCAGUUCAGUUAAUCAGAUGUCAUUUGUUCGAUUGUUAAUGUCACUUUAACAGUGGUUUAUUACUUAAUGACAUAACUACACAAUUU